AUGUAUAGUUUCAUGGGUGGAGGCCUCUUCUGCGCCUGUGUAGGUAACAUCCUUUUAGUCGUUUCCACCGCCACAGACUACUGGAUGCAGUAUCGACUGUCUGGGACAUUUGCACACCAAGGCCUGUGGAGAUAUUGUGUGACCGGAAAAUGCUACAUGCAGACGGAGAGCAUCGCGUACUGGAACGCCACAAGAGCUUUUAUGAUCCUCUCCACACUGUCCUGCUUCGCUGGGAUCAUUGCUGGGAUCUUGUCCUUUGCACAUUUCUCUACUUUUCAGAGAUUUAACAGAUCAUUUGCUGCAGGCAUCAUGUUCUUCAUCUCCACUCUUUUUGUAUUACUGGCCAUGGCAAUUUACACUGGAGUAACAGUUAACUUUUUGGGAAAGCGGUUUGGCGACUGGCGUUUCUCCUGGUCCUACAUCUUGGGCUGGGUUGCUUUGCUUAUGACUUUCUUUGCAGGAAUAUUUUACAUGUGCGCCUAUCAAAUGCAUGAAUGUCGGAGAGUCACCGGACCUCGCUAA
Bufo bufo (common toad) is the source of this 522-nucleotide messenger RNA. It is a transcript of the gene LIM2, whose product is annotated as lens intrinsic membrane protein 2. The transcript is spliced from 4 exons. Bases 1 to 522 code for a protein of 173 amino acids. Gene Ontology annotation, cellular component: plasma membrane. NCBI's taxonomy places the organism in Eukaryota, Metazoa, Chordata, Amphibia, Anura, Bufonidae. Gene Ontology annotation, molecular function: structural constituent of eye lens. The record is from RefSeq and is a predicted model, not a curated record.